Messenger RNA from Eremomyces bilateralis CBS 781.70, 3260 nucleotides. RefSeq lists its product as uncharacterized. Bases 269 to 3046 code for a protein of 925 amino acids. Gene Ontology annotation, molecular function: catalytic activity. NCBI's taxonomy places the organism in Eukaryota, Fungi, Ascomycota, Dothideomycetes, Eremomycetales, Eremomycetaceae. The transcript is spliced from 4 exons. Gene Ontology annotation, biological process: trehalose biosynthetic process. Gene Ontology annotation, cellular component: alpha,alpha-trehalose-phosphate synthase complex (UDP-forming); cytosol. The record is from RefSeq and is a predicted model, not a curated record.
CACAUCUGGCUCACCGUCCAUCAUUCCAACCAACCAAUUUCAUAUCUCGUCGUUCACCCACCUUGUUAUCAUCCUGAUUCAGCCAAUGUUUUCGCUGUCGCCUUUCUUCUCUCUCCGUACCUUCAUCCUUUCCGAUCUCACCUCCACCCUUCAUCUUUCCCUCCUCUCGCUACCUGAGCUCGCUGCUAGUAUAGAAUGAUGAUGGUUUACUGAUUCAUUUCCUUGACAUCGCUGAGAACGGGCAAUUGCCAAUCAAUAUACCGCCAACAUGCCGACUUUUGUUUGCGCACUGUUCCUCCCUAACACGGUCGAUUUUCACAACCUCCCUUCCAGCGACCCCAGUAGCCCAGUUACCCUUGGGACUCGCACGGGAUCGGUUAGUGAUGUCCCGCAGGUCAAAACUAGCCUCUUCCCAGAAGCCGACCCUCCCAAAACCCCGUCCUCAAACGAUGUCGAUUACUUCUUCUCAAAGCGUCAACCCAGCGCCAGGUCGUACUUUCCAAAAUCCAACAACCCCGGCGGCCUAGUUCGCAGCGACUCCCAUGUCCCGGAAUGGGGAUCGGCUCUGCCUUUCCGUCAACCAAAAUCACGGGCUGCGGAACUACCGCCCGAUACCAUUCUCCGGUACACUCAGCAGCAGCAGGCGAUCGAUCGGGCCAAGACUGCGAGGUCCCGGCGCGCCAGUCAAGCUCUAGUUCCAUCGCGCUCCGGGAGCAGUGACCCAAAUUGGGGUCAGGAGUGGACGGUGGCACCUGCUGUCCAGAACAAUGGCGAUCUAGCGAACGCAGUUCGAGCCACAAUUGAUACCGGGGCCUUGGACAAUGUUAUAUGGCUGGGUACUGUCGGUUUCCCCACAGACUCGCUCCGGCAACAGACCAAAGACGAGAUCAAUGAGCGCAUGGAGUCGGAAUUCGAUUCACUUACCGUCUUUGUCAAGGACAGUGAUAUCGACGGACACUACAAUCAUUACUGCAAGACCAUACUUUGGCCUGUGCUCCAUUACCAAAUCCCCGACCAUCCGAAGAGCAAGGCUUAUGAGGACCAUUCGUGGAAAUAUUACGUCAACAUCAACCAAGCCUUUGCCGACAAGAUCAUCGCAUGCUAUAAGCGAGGAGACACCAUCUGGAUCCACGACUACCACCUUCUCCUGGUUCCGGGCAUGGUUCGAAACAAGAUCCCUGACGCACAGAUUGGAUUCUUUCUGCACACCGCCUUCCCUUCAUCGGAAGUCUUCCGGUGCCUGUCGGUUCGGAAUCAGCUCCUCAAUGGCAUGCUCGGAGCCAAUUUGAUUUCGUUCCAGAGCUCAGAGUAUGCGGACCACUUCCUGACCACCUGUAGCCGACUGCUCCUAGUUGAAGCAACCACUGAAGGUGUUCAACUGGAGCAUCGAUUUGUCAACGUGUCGUCGAUUGCUAUUGGUAUUGACCCGAAGGGCAUCGAACAGGAGCGUGUCCAAGAGGAGGUGGGGGAUUGGAUUAAGAUGAUGCAGGAGCGUUACAAAGAUAAACAUCUCAUCGUUGCUCGAGACAAGCUAGAUAAUGUCCGAGGCGUGAGGCAGAAAUUGCUUGCUUAUGAGCUGUUCUUGAACAAGUACCCUGAAUGGCGCGAGAAGGUUGUGCUCAUCCAGGUCGCCGUUUCUGCUUCGGACAACCCUGCAUUCAAUGCUACGGUAUCCGACAUUGUCACUCGCAUUGAGUCCCAGCAUGCGAAUCUGGCCCGCCAACCACUCAUUUUCCUCCGCCAGGAUAUCUCAUACCCUCAAUAUCUUGGCCUUCUCUGCAUCGCGGAUGUUCUUAUGAUCACAUCUCUUCGUGAGGGGAUGAACUUGGCCGCACAUGAGUUCAUUUACUGUCAGGAUGGUCGGGAUGGGGGCAAGCAACACGGCCCGGUCAUUCUGUCAGAAUUCACUGGAUGUCAUUCACUCUUCGACGGAAGCGUGCUCUCUGUCAACCCCUGGAAUUAUCGGCAGUGCGCUGAUGCAAUUAAGGAGGCUCUCGAGAUGGACGCCGCCGAGAAGGAAAGGCGCUACACAAAGAUGCGAGAAAUUGUCCUCAAGUGCACAGGUAGCUCGUGGUGCACGGAACUAAGCACGCAGUUAAGCAAGUGCUACAAUAACCAAUACACUCAAGACGCCAUGUCUAUCCCUCGCCUUUCGGCAACUCAGCUUGGCGAUAGGUACCGAAGGACGAAGCGCCGUUUGUUUAUCCUCGAUUAUGAAGGCACUCUCGCCAACAUUACCUCGAUGAACAGCAACGUGCACUUGUCAUCUCCUCAGCGGGUCAUUGACACCUUGAACGACCUCCUACUUGACACCCGCAACAUUGUCUACAUCAUGUCUGGCCAGCGGCCGGAGAAUCUUGAGCGGCUCUUCUCUCGCGUCCCUGGUCUCGGAAUCAUCGCCGAGAAUGGGUGCUUUUCCCGGGAAGCGGGGCAGGACGCUUGGACUCGAUUCGCCGACUUUGAAAAGAUGGAAGAAUGGAAAGCCGAAGUCAAGAACGUGUUACAGUAUUACCUGGAUCGCAUCCCUGGAGGCACCAUUGAGGAGAAUCACUGUAGCCUGCGCCUCAAGUACGGUCGAGCGGAAGACAUUCAAGCCGCAGCAGCAUUCGCAGGAGACUGUGCCAACAAUGUCAACGACGCAUGCAGUGGGAUGCGGAUUCGUGCAAUCCACAUCCAUCAAGGGGUGCUGAUUGAGCCGUAUGAUUGGAGCAAAGGCAGUGCAGCAACGCAUAUCUUCGACGAACUACGUGCUGGCAAUGGGCCCCAUUUCAACCCAGUCAGGGGCGAAGGGCCUGACGAUACGGACGCGAACAAUAAUAAAGGCAAAGAGGCCCUGAUGCCGGAUUUCCUGAUGGUAGCAGGGAACGAUCGUGAAGAUGAGGGCAUCUUCCGAUGGGCGAACAACCUGCAGAAGGACGGUGUCGUGCCCUACGUGACGACCGUGAGUGUCGGGAAACGCAACACUGAUGCGAUGUCCACUUUGACGCAGGGAACGACUGGUCUUCUCUCCGUUCUCACGAAUCUGUCGAAGUUGAAUGGGGCGUAAAUUGCACGCCAUGCACUGUGUACAGCAACAUAACGCGCUGGCAGCGCUGUCUAUUUCUCGACUGGUUCACAUCAUGCAAGGCUCAUUGCGGGAUUCCCACCACGCAGAGCGUUGGUUUGGGCACAUUCGGAGCAAGCCAUGGUGGUUAUAUAUACCCAUUUCCACGCACAAGCGGAGUCGAUAGAAAUACAAUUCAUUCCAAAGUUUAUGGUCC